UAUGUAUAUAGUUUUCGUUCAACGAUUCACCUUCGGCAAACUUCGGAUUAGUAGAGUAGAAGGAAAGACUCUGAUGUUAUUGUGUGAAAAAUAAGCUGAUUGCAUGUACGAAAGUAUUUUGUAUUUUCUAUUUAUUUCAAUAAUAUAAAACCCCAAGGUGUCCAUUUCAACCAAAUGACAUUCAAAGUUAACUCAUUUGAAACCUACUCUGUAUGAGUAAACAAGUACAAGGUCACACUGACGUUUUCAAUCUAUACUCGACGACAUUGCGUGCUGAGUGUGAUAAUGGAGUUCUUGUCAUAUCUUCAAGCGAUUCAAAAAAUUGCAGGAGAAAGUGCUGGGAAAAAGUAUCAAACAUUGAAUUGUUUGGCAAGAAAAAUUAUUGCAGAUUCUGAGGAUUUGAAUUCAAUAGAAGUUCAUCCAUCUGAAAGUCUUCCUGAUCCUCUUAUACCUUUGGUGAAAUUGGAGAUUGCACGAGUUUUAAAGAAACCAGAAGGAAUUGUUGAUGCUCUCAAGUCAGAAGAUCAAUUAGUCUUUGAACGAGCACUUAAAGUAAAAUGGUUCUUUAAUGGCAGCAUUGAAAAUUAUCCAAAUUUUCAUCACUUCCAGAGCCAUAUUUUCUCUUAUAUAUCUCUUAACCAUCGAAUUAAAAUAAUUAAAGUUUUAGCUAAUAGUUUAGCACCUAACCAACCAAAAAUUGCUGAAGAAUUUUAUCUAAAUAUAUGUGAAACGUAUGGUCAUAUUCAAGCUUAUCCACUUUUAAAAGCUUGUCGUGAAUCAUUUAUCUGGGAUAACAUAGUUAAACGUCAACUUGUACUUAAACUUAAAGAAGUUAUUUAUUUAUUCCUGAAGUAUCCAGAUCUUAUUUUGAAAUAUUUAAAACUUGGAAUAUCUAAUCAUGAUCCUUAUAAAAGGAAUCUGCAUGUAAUCUCACUUAAUGAGUAUAAUCAAUUUUUUCCAAUGCUUUUGAAAAAGUAUUCUCGAAAUUUAGUUGAAUUAAUUUUAGCAGAAAACAGUACUUUUUAUAUUCAAUUAAAUAAUCAUCAUACUGAUUUAUUUUUAAGAAGUGAAGUAGAUGAACUUAUAAAGAAUCCUAAAUUAUUCUUACCAAUGCUAUCGUUGAAAACAAUAACUAGAAAAUUAUCUAGAGCACAAUUUGAAGAAAUUUUUCAAAGAUUAUUUCCUCAAAAUAUGAAUGAGUUCAAUUUUAGCCAUUACUUUCAUUAUUUAGAGUUUAUACCAGAAAGUCAAAGAAUGACACUUUUGCAAGAUACUUUCAAAAAAGUCUACAAUAAAAAUCUUCUUGAAUGUCAUAAUUUAAUAGUCCAUGAAAUGCUAACACAUCUACCUCCAAAAGAUAGAGUUAGACUAGCUAGAUGUCAACUAGAGACUGACAAAGAUUGGUAUCUCAAUUUGACAGAACAAUCCUGGAGAUGUUACUUACCGAUUGAAGAAUCAAUUCCUAUCAUAAAAGAUGAGAUUUCAAAGAGACAAGACACUGAUGAUAGAGCAGCUCUUCUAAAGCAACUUUUUUAUACAUGUAAAGUUAAUAAUGAUAAUGAUGCCUUACUUGAGGUUUUAAAAUAUUUUACUACUCGGCACAAAAAUGAACAAUCCUGGAUUUUGAAUCAAAUGCUUGUAACUUUAUUAACUAAUUUUCAAUUACAAUAUCUAACCGUUGAUCAUUGGAAUCUAAUAUUUAAUUUUGUUAAACUUUUACACAUCAGGAACCAAUUAAACAAUGAUAUACUUACUGCUCUUCGAGUAUUAGCAGCUGGAAUUCAUUUUGAUUUACUUAACAAUCAAUCUGCUACAGAAAAACUUCUUCUGUAUACAGAACUUAAUCUAUUAAAGUGCUCAUACAGUCCUAACUGGAAUAUUAUUCAAGAAACUCCUACUUAUGAAAGACAAUGCCUGGAUGAAUUCGCCAAAGUCAUUCCUGAGAUAUGUUCUAAAAUUAAGAACGAAAAAUUACACUCUUGGUCAAGAAUUGUCAAAGACUUUACAGAAGCGAUAUAUAAUUUCAACGAGAGAAAUAGUAAAACUACAGAUAAACUAACCAAUUUUUCUAUAAAACAUUACUCGUGGCUUCACGAUAGUAUUGAGAAGUUAAUUAAUGAUAAAUCAGAAGAAAAAAGAUAUUAUUCAAAUAAUCUUCGAGUUCUCUUAAAAACCCAUGAACAACAUCUUUACAAUAUUUGGAUUCCUAAUGAUGAAAAGCCAUUUGAGGUUUCAUUUAAUGAAGCUUUAGCUUUCUUGAAAAAUGAUCCAAAAAAAAUCCUUGAUUAUUAUCAAAUUUAUUACAAGCGAUUUUGUAGUAAAGUUUAUGCAAGAAGUGGUCAACGAUUUUUAAAAAAUAGUCGUUGGUGUCAAGAUAUUCCAGUAAAGUUUGUUAAGAUGAGUAUCAACAAUAUUAUGGGAAAUAGAGGUAACGAAUCAUUGCUAAUUUUGUCUGUACUUCUAGAAGGAUCAAUGUUUGAGAAAUUUAUUACUCCAUAUACACCAAAAAGUUCUGUAGUCAAUAUUGAAGGUGAUAAUCCUAGAAAAAACUUCAUGUUCGAGUUUUCUAUUCCAAAAUCUCUCAACCUGGUCAAUCCACCUGUAUCAUUAGACUUGAUUUUACGAUUUUGUGAAGGAGAUUAUAUACAUGUAAUUCUAAAUUGUUUGGUGAAUGUGGGACGACGAGUACCAGUUGAUAAACUUAUACCCUUUUGCCACGAAUUGAUGAAUCGUAAAGUGUCUGUUAAAAAACAUGGCAUCAGAUUGUUUCGGCUGGUCGAAAGUACUAAUCAACUACGAAAUACACUUAUGAGUUUGUGGAGGAAAGAAGAGCAUAGAUCAAUUCGUCUGUUAAUAGUGGAAACAAUAGUGGAUACUGUCAAUAAAGAACCAUGCUUAGAAACUAUGUUAAUGAUUAACGAGUGCCUUGAUAGCUUGACAGUUAAUGAUGCAGAUGUUUUGCCUAUUAUUACCAACAUCGAUAAAAUUCCUGAUGAAUACGUUGUGGAUUAUUUUAAGAAACUAUUAGUCGUUAUUAGAAAAAUUGGAGAUUAUGAGGAUGAUUUUGGGUCCCGAGGUGUUUGGAAUUAUAUUCAAAAGUUGCUUGGAAACCUUCCAGUCAAUGUUGCAGUUUUAUUCCCUGAAGAGCUUCAUGAAGAAAUACUGAAAACUUAUUUUAUUGAUAUGUCUCUUCCUAAGCUAGUACUAGCAGCAGCUCAAAACUAUCUCAUUAUUUGUUAUAUUAAACCAGCAAGAGAUAAGCUAGAUUCUAGAUUGAAAAUCUUUUCGAGUUUGUUUGAAAAAAUCCUCAAAGAUCAUCUAAAUACUUUUAGUGAUGAUAAAAAGUGUCCAGGAUAUUAUUUUAUUACUAAUUUAAUGAAUACUAUUGUUUAUAAUAUAAAUUAUAGUCCAAGUGAAAAAAAAUUUAUCCAAACUGCACUUAAUGUAUUUCGUUCAACUUCAAAGCCACAAUGGGCUGCUGAAUUUUAUUGUAAAUUAAUUUUUAUGACUUUGUAUGAUCAUCAUAUUCCUCCAAAAGAGUUUGCAGCCAAGGUUAUUCAAAUUCUGCCAUCCUUGGUGGACAUUUUUUCUGUUGGCUUUGUAUCAAAAAUAGGAUAUUUUUUAAAUGAGCUCAUAAAACAUUUUUAUUUUGGAAGUAAUGAUGAUGCUAUAUUAGAUAUAAUUGAGUAUCUGCUUCAAGUCAAAAAUGAACAUGCUAUUUUUCUAGGAGUAUCUCUGUUAUUAUGUGAUGGCAAACCAUGCUCUGAACGAUUCUGGUAUCUUUUAAAAUCCCUUCGACAACACAAACAUCCACUAGUUGUUACAAGCGCAUGUAUGUCUAUCAAUAAAUAUAAUUCUUAAAUUUAAAAUUCUUCAAACUUUGAGCUAUAACACUCAAGUAAAUUACAAGAUUAAUUAUCAAUUGUUAUCAUUUUAUAUUUAUGUAUUU
Chelonus insularis is the source of this 3949-nucleotide messenger RNA. RefSeq lists its product as uncharacterized. The coding region runs from base 286 to 3861 and encodes 1191 amino acids. The record is from RefSeq and is a predicted model, not a curated record. NCBI's taxonomy places the organism in Eukaryota, Metazoa, Arthropoda, Insecta, Hymenoptera, Braconidae. The transcript is spliced from 2 exons.